GUAACAAGGAGAGGAUACUUCAACCACCACUAAUGUGUAAUGCUCACCUGGUGAAAUGUAACGGUUCCUGGAAAUAACUUGAAGCAGGUCAUAAUAAUCUAUCUGUGACCUGCCUCUCUUUUCCCGCUGAACAGGACCUGGUUUAUAUGUCGGACAAGCCCAAUUAUGUCCUGAUCCAGGCUGUGUUAGACUCCCUGCGCCAAGACCUGAGGCUGUUUCUGGAUCCACCCGAUGGCACCAAGGAGCACCCAGCUACCACCUGCCUCGAGCUGUGGCUCUGCCAGCCCAACUUCACCAGUGGGCUUUAUUACAUCGACCCUAACCAGGGCAGCCCAGCCGACGCCCUGCUGGCCUACUGUGACUUCACUGCAGGUGGGCGGACCUGUCUGUCUCCCAGUCAGCCGCAGGUGCCAAUCAAAGCAUGGAUGAAGGAUUCUGGGACAGAAAACUCAUUUCACUGGCUGAGCACUCUGGACGGGGGCUUUCAGCUGCCCCAGUUUGAGUACCCAGGAGCCAGUGUGGUCCAGCUCCGGUUCCUCAGGCUCAGCAGCAGGUUUGUCACCCAGAACGUGACCUACUCCUGCUCCUCAGGACACCAGCAAGGCCAGAGGGAGAGGGAAAUAAAAUUUUUAGCGGAUACACGGCGACAGAGUUACCUCGGUGCGCUGAAAGACUGCGUGCAGUCCGAGGGAGCAGUGCCUUCUGGGACGCGGGAGUCCGUGUUCCAGUUUGAAAGCGAGGACCUGGACCUGCUCCCUCUCAGAGACCUGGCGGUUUUCGCCAGCGGUGACCUCGCUCAGGAGUUCGGUUUCACCGUGGGACCUGUCUGUUUCAGUUAGGAGGGGCCCCCGCUCUCAGGAAGCUCAAGGGACACCAAACCAUACAGAGCACUUUCCAGUGGGGCCCCUCCGCCCCCCCCCGGAUCCAGUAAGAGCGCACAAAAAAAGAGGACAAUGGGAGCUUGUCAUCUUUUCAUACUUUUUUUGUUGUUUCUGUUAGUCACCGAGAGAGAGGCAGCAGAACCAACAAGACAGGGAUUCUCUUUUUGCUUUGGAGCAACUCGCCAAUGGAGACAACAGCUCCAUUUCCUCUUAUUUAUGAGACUCAGUGAAUGAGAGAAGGCAUUCCCCUGGAAAAAUUCCUACAGGACUAUCUUUUUAAUAUUGUUUACAGAGACUUUUGUUGAAAAGGUGCUAAUUUAUAUAUUUGUUGUUUUUUUUAAUAUAAUAUUGCUUUAUGAUAUCCAGGUUUUACAACAGUUGUGUAGAUUCUGUAAAUUAUGUUUGUUUUUUUUUUUGUUUUGUUUUUUUGUUUGCUGACAUAUCACGUCAACUUCAGGUAUGUUCAAGACCAAAAGAACUGUGGUUUUUACGGUACACUUUACGUGCAUAGCUUUAACAAUGUGUUCCAACUUGGGGAUACAGCUAAUGUUCUCUGAAAUGUGCUCACUAAGCACUGUCUUAUUACUUCUGAACAUCUUUGAGAAACCAAUUUGGCAGGUGUGUUUAGUUCCCCAACCUAUCUCCAUAUUGAAAUAGACUUUUACCCCUUAGUAGCCUACCUGUUCAAACAGAUCUGCCAUACUCGUAAGUAUAGGGAUGGACUGUAUGCACACAUAAGCCUUCCCUGUAUCUGAUUACUAUCCUCCACACUAUAAUGCUUAAGUCAUAGAAUGAAAAUUAAAUUUUAUUUUAAGGCCUCAUUGACCACAUGGAUAUUUCUGCCUGAAUCAAUGCAAUGCAAAUCAAUAGUAUCAAACUUGCCAAGCCAUGCUAUGGAGCUGACACAUUUGCACCAUGCUCUGUGCUUCAACGUUGCUGCCAUUAAGAAAACAGAGUUUAAAUUUAUUUAAGUUUUUAAACAGUAGCAUGCUUGAUAUGCUAGGGCAUGUAUUGAAAUCUAGUAUCCAAACUCGCUUAGACAAAGUCAUGUUAUUUGUUGAAAAAUAACCCCUGUGCAUAAACACAAGACACCAAUGCCUUUCACUCUAAUAGAAGAUCUGCUGAAUUGUGAAGAGCAUUGUGGUAAAUUAUUUCUCAUGCAUACCUCCAUGUACCUACAUACAUCUUUGUGAUUUCCGAGUUCACAGUACAGGUUCUUCCUACAGAAUGAACAUCAGGCAGCUUUAAGGAAAUAAUAUGUGAUAGUCAGGAAAUAGGCUUCUCUAUCCAUAAUGGAGACAGCUGGCCAUUAAAGUAAGCUAGUGGUGAUUGCCUUUUUUGUUUUCCUUGAACAACCAAAGCUAGUAAACAGUUUAUUGCGAGAUGGGAGAUUUUAUUGAUGCAUGCAGCUUGCCUUAAAGAUUGAAGGUAAUUUAAGUGUGGUUGCCUUAGCUGGCUGAGACAAAUCAGUGGUGCUCUUCAUAAAGCAGACUUUGUUUUUUGUUUGUUUGUUUUUUGUAGAAUUUGCAUCAGUGUGGUUAUAAUGUUGUAAAUUAUGUGUAAAUGAUAUGCUGGCCAUUUUAAAUCUAUUAUAUGAGAGUUGUAUCUUGGAUUCAAAACAGUUUAUCAGUUCAAUAAACAACAAUAUAAUCUGAA
Anguilla rostrata (American eel) is the source of this 2537-nucleotide messenger RNA. Its product is annotated as collagen alpha-1(II) chain-like. The record is from RefSeq and is a predicted model, not a curated record. Bases 147 to 839 code for a protein of 230 amino acids. NCBI's taxonomy places the organism in Eukaryota, Metazoa, Chordata, Actinopteri, Anguilliformes, Anguillidae. The transcript has 5 exons. Gene Ontology annotation, molecular function: extracellular matrix structural constituent.